UUUAAGCAUAUUUAGCUUUUGUAAAAUGUUCAUUUUUUUCUUAAACAUCAUAACAUGUAGAGUUUUUAUUUUUCUAUACAGAUCGAAAUAAAGAGGUAUUUUUUGGUACAAGUGAUAUGAAAAUAUGAUUUGGAAACUUAGCUUCAAGAAGUUUCUAGGAUUUUUAUAUACACAUUGACAUAAUGAGAGAAAUACUAAUUCAUACAAGUUAAAUUGAAAUAUGAACGAAGAACUUAGUAUCAAAGGUGCGUUGGAUUAUUUGUACAGAUUGAGAUAAAGAGAGUUUUGGAGUCACUAUACGGAUUUGAGGUGGAGAAGGUCCAAACCCUUAACAUGGAUGGGAAGAAGAAGAAGAGAGGUGGGUUGUUGAUAGCUAAACCAGACUACAAAAAAGCAUAUGUUACUCUUAAGAACCCGUUGUCUAUCUCAUCGGACCUAUAUCCAGUCCGGAUACUCGAAGAGGAGAAGAAGAAUACGAGCAAGAAAUCAAAAUCUAGCAUUGUUGAGGAUGAUGAACCUAAGAAGAUGCAUUGGCUUGACGGGAAGAAAUAUGGGAGGUCUAAAUCAGAGACGAGCACUAGUCGUGGCUAUGAUGGAGAUCGGAGUAAUGUUGGUGCAGCACCAGCGAAGUUCCCAUGGAGCAGUAUGAGGUCUUAUGCUGCUAGGUAGACUUCCUUUUUCCAAUUGGAAUGAGGAGAUCUUUGUCAGAGAGUUUUUUGGGUGAAGUGCUUCCAUAGCUCAGUUUAGUAAUGUUGGUGUAUUAUCCUGGAGUAUAUCACUUAUGUCAACUUCUCUAUAAUUAUUUGAAGUUCUAUGUAUUUACCUUCAUUCAUUGGAGAUAAUUUGAUAUUUGUGAGUUGAAAGCUGGAACAUGAUGAGUUUCUUUUGUAUUGUUUCUUACAUGGAUGAUCAGAGAUGGUACUUGAAAUUGGGUUGAAUAAAC
This is a messenger RNA of Nicotiana attenuata, 943 nucleotides long. RefSeq lists its product as uncharacterized. Gene Ontology annotation, molecular function: structural constituent of ribosome. Lineage: Eukaryota; Viridiplantae; Streptophyta; Magnoliopsida; Solanales; Solanaceae. Gene Ontology annotation, biological process: mitochondrial translation. The transcript has a single exon. The record is from RefSeq and is a predicted model, not a curated record. Gene Ontology annotation, cellular component: mitochondrial large ribosomal subunit; ribosome. The coding region runs from base 334 to 669 and encodes 111 amino acids.